AAAUUGUGUUCUUCGAAAGUGGAAAGUGGGAUGCCAAUGAAGAUAAGAUUUGUUACGACCAUAAUAAAUUAGUGCAACUCUGUUUGGAUGGAUCUAAAGAGCUUGUGAGAAGGUGUUCGAAAGAAACCUUUUACAAAAGUUAUAUAGGAUUUGGUGUUAAUAUUGCAGUCGUGAAAGCGAAAAUACCUUUGGGUGAAGAAUCGGUUGAGGAAGUAGAAGAGUUUGUUCACGCCCUAUUGACGUUGCGA
Messenger RNA from Paraglomus occultum, 248 nucleotides. NCBI's taxonomy places the organism in Eukaryota, Fungi, Glomeromycota, Glomeromycetes, Paraglomerales, Paraglomeraceae. The record is from the annotation of a GenBank genome assembly.